Messenger RNA from Haemonchus placei, 1038 nucleotides. Lineage: Eukaryota; Metazoa; Nematoda; Chromadorea; Rhabditida; Trichostrongylidae. The record is from the annotation of a GenBank genome assembly.
AUGCUCUCACGAUUUGCACUUCGACCCUCACUCUGUCUUUCGCCGAGUGUUCGCCAGUUCUCCAAGACGAUUUUCAACAAUGCACGUAUGGGACGCGGUAGCACUGGCAUUCAUCGAUUCGGUGAAAGUGUUGGAAUAGGUGUGCGCCCCGGAAAAACCUUGAAGGAACGACUGCUUGGUCCGACCACUGGAGCCCCAUAUAUUUAUGGAUCAUAUGCACUGGCAGGAGCUUCUGUGUUCGGCGUGGGAGCGUUGAUGUAUUAUGGAUUAGUUUCUAAGGAACAAUCGAUUCUUCAAUCAAGCGCACUCUGGCCAGCUUAUGUUCGCGAACGACUCUCAUCAACGUACUCGUACUUGGCAGGCAGUUUGGCAGUGACAGCAGCUAGUGGAGUUGCAGCCUCGCGUAAUGCAGCUAUCAUGCGUCUCACUCAAACUGGAGGGAUCAUGGGCCUCUUCGCCACCUUGGCGGUUAUCAUUGGGACCGGAAUGCUCUGUCGUGCAAUUGACUACGACAGCACAGUUGCCAAGCAUAUGGCGUGGAUGCUCCAUUGCGGUGCUAUGGGUGCUGUACUUGCGCCCCUAGUCUACAUGGGUGGACCCGUGUUGAUGAGAGCGGCAUGGUACACUGCUGGCAUUGUUGGUGGUCUCUCUGCGACUGCCAUCACUGCGCCAUCUGAGAAAUUCUUGAUGAUGUCGGGCCCCCUCGCCAUGGGGUUAGGAGUCGUUUUUGUCGCCAACAUUGGAACGUUCUUCUUUCACCCUGGCACUGCUCUCGGAGCUGGAUUAAUGUCGAUCGUGAUGUACGGUGGCCUGAUUCUGUUCUCUGCAUUUUUAUUACACGAUACACAACGAGUUGUUAAACACGCUCAAAUCUAUCCACGUCGCGAAGAUGCAAUGAUGUACGGAAUGCCAAUGACUAAUGCCAUCAAGAGCUAUGAUCCCAUCAAUGCGCAACUGUCGAUCUACUUGGACGUCCUCAACAUCUUCAUUCGAAUGGCGAUGAUUAUGGGUGGAAUGAGUGGAAAUCGAAGAAAGUGA